This is a messenger RNA of Dothidotthia symphoricarpi CBS 119687, 1032 nucleotides long. RefSeq lists its product as uncharacterized. NCBI's taxonomy places the organism in Eukaryota, Fungi, Ascomycota, Dothideomycetes, Pleosporales, Dothidotthiaceae. The record is from RefSeq and is a predicted model, not a curated record. The coding region runs from base 1 to 1032 and encodes 343 amino acids. The transcript has a single exon.
AUGGGUGCCCUCCUCACCCUCCCAAUCACCCUCCUAAACCUCCUGCUUCCCUUCACAAAACCCGGGACCCCCAUUCUACAAGAUCUCAUCCACACCACCGUCCUCUGCGGAACCCUCUACUAUGCGCCCCAAAUCGCAGAAUGGUACAACACACGACAAGCCCCGCCCACAAACGAAGGACCGCAGGAUGCGCGAGGCAUAGAGGAAAUAAACCACGAUGAGCCACCCUUAGACGAGCAUCCCGACGCGGACAUGGUAGAAAACGGAGCAGGAGACGCCGGGGGAGGAAUAGACGCGCACGAGCGCCGACCCCCCGCACCACACGUUGAAGACUUCGCCGAGCCCCUCCCGAACCAGCUCUUCAAUGGCAACAACAACGACAACGACGAUGAAAACGACGACGACGCCCUCCCCGGCCCCGCAGACCAACGCCCCCGCCCCACACCAGCCAACCGUCCCAUCGGCGCCAAAAAAGCAAAGUCCCUCGCCCGCAAAGACCAGCGACGCGCUUACCACGAGUUCCACAGACAAGAGGCCGAGCUACGCCGCCUGCAAGACGCCGAAGGCGCUAUGGAGCGCGACUUGGCGCUCUCUGCGGAAAAGACACGGCGCGCUAGAAUCGAAGCCGAGAUCGCGGAGCGCGAGCGCACGGAGCGGGAGCGGCGGAAGGAAGACGAGCGGCGCGAGGUGGAGGAGGAGAGUGCGCGGCGGGAGCGCGUUGUGCGGCUUGUGAGGGAGCGUGUGGGGGAGGGGGGAUGCGUGGAUCUUGUUGAUGUGGCGUGGGGGGAGGGCAAGGAUCGCGUGUGGGUUGAGAGACUUGUUAGGGCUAGUGGGCUGUUGGGGCAGUUGUCGAGGGAUGGGGGACAUGCGUUGAUCACGGGGGAAGGAUGGUUGGUUCGGUUGGAUGGCGAGGUUAUGAGGCGCGCGUAUGCUGAUGCGGAGGCUUUUGGCAAGGGGAAUGAAGGGAGGGUUGGUUUGGCUGAGUUCGGGGGCGUGUUGGAGAGAGCUAUUUUGGCGCGGGCAGGGGCUUGA